GUCGUCGCCGUGCUUUCAGUGCCCACCUCGACCCUCCCGGUGCAGUUGGCCGGGCUCGGGUGCGCCAGGAGAGGGGGCCAGGCACAGGGGGCUUGGCGCAUCACAGCCCGAGGCAUGCGCGCGCGGGCGAAGGGGGGAGGCCCGGGGACGUAUUGGAAGAAGACGAAGAAGAAGACAAAGCAGAAGAAGAAGAAGAACAACAACAAUAAGGAGAAGAGGAAGAGGAAGAGGAAGAAGAUGAAUAAGAAAAAUAAGAAGACGAAGAAGAAGAAGAAGAGGAAGACGAACCGCCGGUAA
Molecule: messenger RNA, 297 nt
Organism: Prorocentrum cordatum
Lineage: Eukaryota; Dinophyceae; Prorocentrales; Prorocentraceae
Source: the annotation of a GenBank genome assembly